This is a messenger RNA of Aspergillus oryzae RIB40, 795 nucleotides long. RefSeq lists its product as uncharacterized. The transcript has a single exon. Lineage: Eukaryota; Fungi; Ascomycota; Eurotiomycetes; Eurotiales; Aspergillaceae. The record is from RefSeq and is a predicted model, not a curated record. The coding region runs from base 1 to 795 and encodes 264 amino acids.
AUGGCUUUGGACGAGUAUACCAAUCUCAUGCAGCAAGCCGAAGCUCUUAUGGAUAAGUGGUCGACCGCUCUGCAUCGUUUCGAGGAGUCGCGAGGUUCUCGGCUCACCUAUAGGGACUCCAUCGGUUUGAAGAUCUUACGAAUCUAUCAAUGCUGGCGACUUGUAAUGUUAGAUCGGACAAAGAGUGAAGCCACGGAUCUUAAGUCGUGGGAUAAGUAUAACUCCACAUUUCAGCUGAUUGUCUCGUUGGCAGAGGCGGUGAUCAACACGGCCGAUAGCGAUGCUCCCCUAUCCUCGACCUCUUCGGUGCCUUCUGGUACCUUUAACGAAGAUCGGAGGCCUUCUUUCUCCCUGGAUAUGGGGAUUAUAUGUCCCCUCUACGAUGUGGCCACGCUAUGUCGUGAUCCUUCAAUCCGCCGGCAGGCCGUCAAGGUACUGCGGUCCGCUUCUCGCCAAGAAGGUCUGCUAAAUAGUCACUUGUGCGCUAUAGUCGCAGAACGAGUGAUCGAGCUGGAAGAGACAGCCGCCUUACAAGGCGGUAUAGACGAUCAGAAGUGUCUCGCGUCCGUCGCAACACAUCCGUUGGGUCCGGAGCCAAGCAGUCAAGCAGAAGCUUCUAGCCAGCACAUCACGAGAUCGUCCGAGGUGCCUCAUGCUGCGCGUUUCAUCUAUGCUUACCCCAAUUUUGACCCUCUCUAUAAACAGGCCUUUCUGACCCUGGCUGUUGAUCAGGCUGGAGAAAGGCAUACCAAGAUUCCUUUACCAGCCGUGACUGCUAUGCUAGAUAUGGAAUAG